GUGGUCAUAUCCAAGCAUACCGAUCCAUUUCUCACCAUUUGUUCAGGCCUCAGCUUUAGCUCAUAUCUCAUUCACCUUGCACAGGUCGCUCCAAAUGCGACCCGCCAUGCUAUCCUCUGCUCUUCCUCUACCACUCUCCACCCCCUCCAUCCCCCACACUCACCAUCUUAACCAAUCUUCCUUCUCACCGACAUCAGCCUCUCAAAUUCAACAAUUGUGUUACGAAGACUACUCUAAUCUCCACAACUCGCUCGACCCACCGAACCAGCCCCGAACCAUUCGGUACCGCCUCAGCCAAUUGUGCCGGGACGGCCAGCCCCACCUUGCCCGCCAACUGUUCGACGCAAUUCCGAAGCCAAAAACAGUCAUUUGGAACACAAUCAUAAUCGGGUUUGUCUGCAAUGGCUUGCCCCACGAAGCCCUGUUGUUCUAUUCCCGCAUGAGGUCAAACCCAGAUACAGAAUGCGAUUUCUACACUUACUCUGCCGUUCUCAAAGCUUGUGCCGAGACCCGGCAGCUUAAGAUAGGUAAAGCUGUGCAUUGCCACGUGCUACGUUCUCAUUUAUCUCCCAGUAGAAUUGUCGGCAAUUCGCUCUUGAACAUGUACUCCACAUGUUUGAGCUCAAUGGACAAUGAAAUGGGUUUGGAUUAUUGUGAAAAUGAUUUAGUGAGUAGAGUGUUCGAUACAAUGCGUAAACGAGAUGUAAUUGCUUGGAAUACUAUGAUUUCCUGGUACGUGAGAACGAAAAGAUUUAUAGAAGCAUUUAGGCAUUUUUGGUUGAUGAUGAAAAUGGGAAUACGAUUGACGGCCGUGACUUUUGUCAAUGUCUUCCCUGCUGUUUCAGCUAUGGGUAACAUUAGGAGGGCGAAUGUGCUGUAUGGUUUGCUUCUUAAAUUGGGAAGUGAAUUUGCUAACGAUCAGUUUGCAUUGAGUUCGGCAAUUUUCAUGUAUGCCGAGCUUGGUUGUCUUGAAUUUGCUAGGAAGAUCUUUGACCACAGUUCUGAUAGAAAUACAGAGGUGUGGAAUACUAUGAUUGGUGGAUAUGUUCAGAACAAUAGUCCAGUUGAAGCACUUCCUGUUUUUCUUGAAGCUCUAGAGUCAGAAGACACUGUUCUUGACGAUGUGACUUUUCUGUCAGCUUUAACUGCAGCUUCACAGUUACAAUGCUUAGAUUUUGCUCAACAGCUCCAUGCAUAUUUAAUUAAGAAUUCAUCAGUGUCACGUGUGAUCAUACUAAAUGCAAUAGUUGCCCUGUAUUCUAGGUGCAGUUUGGUAGAGAUGUCCUUCAAAGUUUUUAGUAGAAUGAGUGAAAGAGAUACUGUUUCUUGGAAUACCAUGGUUUCAGCGUUUGUGCAGAAUGGGUUUGAUGAUGAAGGGCUGAUGCUUGUAUAUGAGAUGAAGAAGCAAGGUUUCAAGGCUGAUUCUGCAACUGUAACUGCCCUGCUUUCAGCGGCAUCAAAUAUCAGGAACCAGGAAAUUGGAAAACAAACCCAUGGUUACAUUAUUCGGAACAAAAUUCACUCUGAAGGAAUGGAAAGUUAUCUUAUAGACAUGUAUGCUAAAUGUGGUCUGAUUGAGGCUGCUCAAAGACUAUUUGGAAAUUACUGCAUGCAUGGUAGAGAUCAGGCCACAUGGAAUGCCAUGAUUGCUGGGAAUACACAAAAUGGGCUAAUUGGGCAGGCUUUCAACAUCUUUAGGCAGAUGCACAAACAGAAUGUAACACCUAAUGCCGUAACCUUAGCAUCGAUUCUCCCUGCCUGCCAUCCAGUGGGAAGUAUGACUAUAGGCAAGCAACUGCAUGGCUUUGCCAUUCGCAACUGGGUACACCAGAAUAUCUUUGUUAGCUCUGCUCUGGUAGACAUGUACUCUAAAUCAGGUGCAAUAGCUUAUGCAGAAAACGUGUUUUGCAUGUCCCCUGAGAAAAAUUCAGUUACAUACACCAACAUGAUAUUGGGCUAUGGUCAACAUGGGAUUGGUGAAAAAGCUGUAUCCCUCUUCCACUCAAUGAAAGAAUCUGGUAUUAAACCCGAUGCUGUUACCUUUGUUGCUGUCUUGUCUGCUUGCAGUUAUGCUGGCUUGGUUGAUGAAGGCCUUCGAAUAUUUGAGUCAAUGGAGAAAGAACAUGGGAUUGGGCCCUCACUUGAGCACUAUUGUUGUAUUGCAGACAUGUUGGGGAGAGUUGGGAGGGUAGUUGAGGCUUAUGAGUUUGCUAAAGAAUUGGGUGAAGAGGAUAACAUGGGAAUUUGGGGAUCCCUUCUUGCAGCCUGCAGAAUUCAUGGAGAAUUUGAAUUGGGAAAAGUUAUUGCCAAUAAGUUGCUUCAGAUGGAGAGGGGAAAGAGCAUGACAGGUUAUCAUGUUUUGCUGUCAAAUAUAUAUGCAGAGGAAGGGAACUGGGAGCAUGUUAACAGACUGAGAAAAGGGAUGCGAGAGAAGGGCUUGACAAAGGAUAUUGGCUGCAGUUGGAUUGAUAUUGCUGGUCAUGUAAACUGUUUUGUGUGUAGAGAUCAAAAUCAUCCUCAAUGCAAUGAAAUUUAUGAAACAUUGGAAGACUUGGCUGUGAAGAUGAAAGAUGCUGGUUAUAGGCCUUCUUUUAAUUACAACAUAGGCUGGAGUUCUGACUUUGAGGAAUAAAUAGCAGUUGAUUUUUUGUUCAGAUGGCUUAUGGAUAUACAAUUGAGAGACUAAUCAGACCAUGUCAUGAAGCCUUGGCUGAGUGGUGCUUCGGCUGUGUGAUCUGAUAUAAACUGGAUUAUUUGAUGACAGGAUGAAGGCUUGGCUGAGUGGUGCUUGCUUUAAUUGUUUGUCCAACAUGAUAUUUAUUGCCUUACUGAAAGCCUAUAUAUCUGGUUUUGGAGAGAAAAAAAAAUAAAAGGAGUCUGUAGACCUCACUUCUGUUGGUUUCUGGGAUUGAACUUCUGGACCACAUUGGUAUUAGUUGCCACUGGAUGCUAUGUAAUACCGUACAUAGCUAAACAAUUAUGCUUCAUUGAUGUGGAUGUCCUUUUAUUAAAUUUGGAGCAAUGGGGUGUGAGCUAAUCUGAACUCUCUUGAAGCACCUGAGUCAAACUCAAAGAAGUGUAUUCCCAUCUUGUCAGUUGCUUGUUCGUACAAUUUCAAAUUGCAAUUAAAUAAAGCAGGCAUCAAGACCGAGGAAGAGUUAGCCGUUUGUUAGAUGUCUUGCUGGCAACAAAGAUACAGCUGAUAUUAUACAACUGGGUAUACAUGUGAAAUUAUACUUCAAUUGUCAGUUAUGUUUAAGAUAUAGCCAUGGGGCCAUUGUGUUGAUAUAUCUUUGAUUUGGUCAACUUUAGAGUGUCAAACAUGCUAAGAUAUGCAUCCAUGGGCUUGCACGAGUAAACAGCUAAUCGGAUAGAUAUGGUUUGACAAAGGCCCAAUAUAUUGUGGAUACAUGUGUACAGAAGGUGCAAAAGGCUCAAUAAAAUGAUCAGAAAGCACUUCAAUUUUUGUCUUGAAAAUUGAUAAUAAUCCUCUA
Molecule: messenger RNA, 3494 nt
Organism: Diospyros lotus (date-plum)
Lineage: Eukaryota; Viridiplantae; Streptophyta; Magnoliopsida; Ericales; Ebenaceae
Product: pentatricopeptide repeat-containing protein At3g22150, chloroplastic
Exons: 2
Coding region: 95-2632 (845 amino acids)
Biological process (GO): RNA modification
Molecular function (GO): RNA binding; protein binding
Source: RefSeq, a predicted model, not a curated record